AUGACUAUCAUCGAUACCAGCAAAGAUCUCUCUGCGCUAUUUCUUCAACAGGUCAACGCUACCCCCGACGCUAUCGCCCUAGAAGAUGGACCUACGGCGCUGACUUACGCUGAGCUCGACCGCAAGGUAGAUGCGCUCGCCACUCGUCUUCGUCACGACGGCGUUGGUCGGGAUUCUCUUGUUGGUAUCUUACUCGGACGGAGUGCGGAUUAUGUCAUCUCCUGUCUUGCUGCGCUCCGUGCGGGCGGAGCAUUUCUUGUCCUCGAGCUUGCAUACCCGCCAAGCCUCCUAGCUGAUGUUAUCGAGGAUGCAAGACCUACCGUUAUAAUAACACACACAGCACAUGCUGGAAAGAUCAAGUCCGAGACUCCUUUGAUAAUUCUGGACGAUAAGACUUCCUAUACAAACGGGGAUUUCCCAACGAAUGGGGCCUCUAAGGAGCUGCCCCCGUUGCCUGCUGAAGAUGAUUUGGAAAAGCUUGCCUUCGUCUCCUACUCGUCUGGUACCACAGGCAAACCGAAAGGAAUCGGGAAUCCGCAUAGAGCGGCUGUUCUGUCGUAUGACCUGAGAUUUGGUGUCAGUGAUCUUAAACCGGGCGACCGUGUGGCCUGCAAUGUAUUUUUCGUCUGGGAGAUAUUGCGUCCUUUACUGCGCGGAGCGACUGUGGUGACUGUUCCAGACGAGACGAGCUACGACCCCGUAGCUCUGGUCGGAUUACUUCGUUCCAAGAAUAUCACGGAAACUCUUAUGACCCCAACCCUGCUCGCAACUGUCCUGGCCCGACAUUCUCAGCUGGGGGAUCGUCUCCCCGAUCUGCGUACGGUAUGGCUGAACGGCGAAGUGGUCACAACUGACCUCGCACGGCGUGGUCUUAAAGCGCUCCCGAAAGCACGCUUGUUGAAUUGCUACAGUGCUAGUGAAACUCACGAGAUCGCUUGUGGGGAUAUAAGGGAAAUGGUCAAUGACGAAGAUCGCGUCGUUCCAGUUGGCCCUCCCCUGGAUCCGAAACACACCUAUAUUCUUGAUGAGGACGGUAAGAAGGUUGAGACGGGCGCCAGCGGCGAGUUGUUUGUGGGAGGGAAACUCUUGGCGCGGGGGUACCUGAACCUACCAGAAGCGACCGCGAAAGCUUUUACCGAAGACCCCUUCGACCAGACCCCCGGCGCACGAAUGUACAGGACAGGAGAUACGGCGCGGUUACUGCCUUCGGGGCUCCUUGAAAUUACUGGCCGUGUAGGAGCGAUGAUCAAGAUCAGGGGUUAUAGUGUACAGCCUCCGGCCGUCGAGAAUGCUAUCGUAAAGCAUCUCGCUGUCCGUACUUGUGUCGUGGUCGCUCAUGGGGAAGGUCUCGAUCGCCAGCUACUUGCUUAUAUUGUCCCGGAUGAAGAGCCCGGUAACCGAACGGUCGUGAAGAUUGACGAGGCUGGAUUCAGUCCGGUUGCGCGGCGCGUUCUAACGGAUCAUCUUGCACAUUACAUGAUUCCCGCUCUUUGGGUUGAAUUAGAUAGCUUACCCACCCACGAAGUAUCUGGUAAGGUUGAUCUUAAGCGUCUCCCUACGCCAAGCAGGUCGCGAAGCCCCGCGUCGGGACCUGAACAUCGUAACCAGAAAAUCACCAUUGAGGACAUUGCGAAGAUAUGGGCUACAUCUCUCAACAUCCCUUAUAAGUCUAUAAUGCAGCAGGAGCACGACUUUUUCGACUUGGGCGGUCAUUCUUUAGCGCUCGUCGACCUCGUGACUAGGUUGACUGCUACCUAUGGCUUCCCCGUGGCUCUAAGUCGCCUUGCGGGCAACCCAACGCUAAAGGGGCAUCUAGAAGUCGUCUGCGACGCGCGUGAUGGAUAUACUGCGUCCGUACAGGCCGACCUCCCUGCCGUUCUGCGCGCGGACUCUGUUCUUCCACCCGAGAUCAAGCCUUCAGGGGCUACGAUGCAGCGUAUCAGCGACGCAGACACGAUCUUGCUAACGGGCACGACCGGUUUUCUCGGAGCCUUCCUGCUGAGUACCAUUUUGGAAGCCACUUCGGCACAGGUCGUGUGUCUUGUUCGUUUCGCAGACCUCUCGAAGGACAAUUACUCUGCCGGAGUGGCGCGAAUUCGCCAGAACCUUCUUGAUCUAGGUCUUUGGAACGACUCGAUCCUGGACCGCAUUGAAGUCGUCCCGGCUAACUUGGCUCGAAAGCGCUUCGGCCUUGCUCCCGAAGCUUUCGAGGAUCUAGCUUCUCGCGUGCAGGUUAUUGUCCACUCGGCUGCUACGGUCAACCUUGUGUAUCCUUAUGCUGCCAUGCAGGGAUCUAAUGUCUUCGGCACAAGAGAGGUUCUGCGUCUUGCGUGCCGAGGCAACGCAACUGUUCAUUACAUCUCCACGAACGGCGUGCUGCCGCCAUCUGUCCAAGGUUGGGCUGAAGAUGCCAUGUUGGAUGUGGACGAGGUGCCGGAGAAAUUGGUCGACGGAUAUGGACAGACCAAGUGGGUGGCAGAGCAGCUCGUCCUCGAAGCCGCGAAACGGGGUUUACCCGCGAGGAUAUACCGCCCGGGGACCAUCAGCGGCCACAGCGUCUCUGGAUCAUCGAAUACGUACGAUCUCCUUAAUGCCUUGAUCGUGGAGUCGCUCCAACUAGGAUACGCCCCGGACAUCGAGGGCUGGUACGCUGAGAUGACUCCGGUCGAUUUUGUCAGCAAGGCGAUUACCUCCUUAGCCGACCUGGUGGACACCGACCAACGCGUUUUCCAUCUGGGCGACCCGUCCCCCUUACCAACUAAGAAAGUCUUCGAUAUCCUUGGCGAACUCGGAUACCCCACCAAACUGCUCGGAUGGGACGAAUGGGUUAACAUGUGGGAGGAGCAGAGGGGAUCUAGCAAGGCAGAAAACAUUUUUACGGUCGACAUUCUCCGCCGCGGCAUGCCCACCGUCGAUUUCCUUCAAUGGGUCACCGUCCUCAAGGACCCGGCCACGGCGCCCGCCCUGGCCAAGACCGGCCUCCAGCGCCCCAAGAUCGAUAACAAACUGCUCGAGACUUACACUCGCCAUUUCUGCGCCCGCGGCUGGCUACCGCGUGCUCCGCGCCGGACCCAGACGAACGGAGUCGCGAAGACCUCGAACCGAGGACCGCUGGCUGGGCGCGUGGCGGUCGUUACGGGAGCAUCGUCUGGUAUUGGUGCCGCCGUUGCGACGGCCCUAGCUAAAGAGGGCGCGCACGUAGCCAUCGCCGCCCGACGCACCGAGGCUCUCGAGAGCCUCAAGAAUAAGCUGUCUAGUUCCGGGGGCAAAGUCCUAGUGCAGAAGACGGACGUGACGGACCGGAAGCAAGUCGAGGCGCUCAUGCGAGCGGCGACGGAGCAGCUUGGGCCGGUCGACAUCCUCGUCUGCUGCGCGGGCGUGAUGUACUACACUCUGAUGGCGAACGCGCACGUCGAAGAGUGGGAGCGGACGGUGGACGUCAACUGCAAGGGUCUGCUGCACUGCCUGUCGUCGGCGGUGCCGUCGAUGCUGUCGCGGGGCGGGGGCCACGUGGUGGCGAUAUCGUCGGACGCCGGGCGCAAGGUGUUCCCGGGGCUGGGGGUGUACUCGGCGAGCAAGUUCUUCGUGGAAGCGACGCUGCAGAGCCUGCGGCUCGAGACCGCCGGGUCCGGCCUGCGCGUCACCUCCGUGCAGCCGGGGAACACGGCCACCGACCUGCUCGGCAUGUCGACCGACGCCGAGGCCAUCAAGAAGUACGGCGAGCCGACGGGCGCCAAGGUCCUCGACCCCGAGGAGGUCGCCGGCGCUAUCGUGUAUGCCCUGCGCCAGCCCGCGCAUGUUGCUGUGAACGAGGUCCUGAUCGAGCCUAGGGAUGAACCUAUCUGA
Daldinia caldariorum is the source of this 3846-nucleotide messenger RNA. Its product is annotated as acetyl-CoA synthetase-like protein. The transcript has a single exon. The coding region runs from base 1 to 3846 and encodes 1281 amino acids. The record is from RefSeq and is a predicted model, not a curated record. NCBI's taxonomy places the organism in Eukaryota, Fungi, Ascomycota, Sordariomycetes, Xylariales, Hypoxylaceae.